This is a messenger RNA of Doryrhamphus excisus (bluestripe pipefish), 10007 nucleotides long. It is a transcript of the gene dym, whose product is annotated as dymeclin. Gene Ontology annotation, cellular component: Golgi apparatus. Gene Ontology annotation, biological process: Golgi organization. Lineage: Eukaryota; Metazoa; Chordata; Actinopteri; Syngnathiformes; Syngnathidae. The record is from RefSeq and is a predicted model, not a curated record.
AGAAAACGCCCCUAAUGACGUCACCACGCAAGGGGGCUGCGACGUGGAAAACAUGGAGGCUAGGAGUAUGUAGAGUAAACUUCACUCUGACAAUUCCUUUGAAAUUGAAGCUUUUUUGGGAAUUGUAAGUUACACUCAGUAAUAAACGGAUAUACAUUUAACUGGCUUUAAAUCAAGUGGGGUUAUUUCACCGUCCCACGCACGACCACAGCCACAGAGGAGGGACGAGGGAGCAUAUAUGACAGGUGUUGGCAUAUGCCCGGCAAACAAGCAUUGAGGUGUGCGGCUGAGUACGGAGAUGGGGGCCAACACCAGCCAGCUCAGUGACCUGCCGGACAAUCCCAGCCUCAAGGCUUUGGUGGGCACGGAGUCCAUAUCUGAGAAUGAUCCCUUUUGGAAUCAGCUUAUCUCCUUCACCGUUAUAAGUCCCACAAGCAGUGCCGACUCCAAGUUGCUGGAAGAGGCUGUUUUACCACUGGCCAAACUCCUUAUUGAAAACAAUCCCAGAACAGGGAACUUUGGUGCUCUGGUGAGAAUCUUCCUGGGAAGAACCAAAGAGCUGAAAAUCUCCACAGAAUGCCAAGAUCAGCUGUUCAUCUGGCAGGCCCACAAUGGUCUCUUCAUGAUCCGUUGCUUGCUCAAGGUGUUCAUCCAGGAGAUGAGCGAGGAGGAGCUGCACUUGCAGUUCAGCUACCAGGAGAGGGCGCCAGGCUCCUGUGGAGAAUCGGGCCGUGAGGACCUCCUUGAGGAGCUCUUGUCCAACCUGGUGCACCUGAUUGUUGAAGUACCAUUACUUGAUAUCACGUACAGCAUCCUGUUCGAAGCCGUGACCACCUUGCUGGUAUUCUUCUCCUACCAGCUGUUCUCCAAAGACAUCCUCAGAGACGGGUUAAUCUACCGCCACGUCAUGAAGGGGCGUUGUUUGUCGCUAACCAGUCGCCUGGUGAAGACCCUGCUGUAUAACUUCAUCAGACAAGAAAAAUGCCCGCCUCCGGCAACCCAUAUCUUUGAGCCCAAGCCUGAGGGCAGCCUGCUUUAUGGCCUGGCAUCUGGCGUGGCAAGCGGUCUGUGGAGCGUCUUCACAUUGGGCGGGGCUGGCAGCAAGACAGGAGUAGACCCGGAACACAACCAUUUACCUUUGUCCAACCAGAGCCUUUUGUUACUGUUGGUUCUGGCCAAUCUGACGGAUGGGCCUGACUGGCCCAACGCUUACCGCCAGGCUAUUACUUGCUUCAGAAACACACAAGACACAUCGUCAAUUCCUGUCGAGCAAACUCACACCUUCCAGAUCAAUUUCAACAGCCUGUACACAGCACUGUGUGAGCAGCAGUGCUCUGACCAGGCUACCCUGCUGCUGUACACGCUGCUCCACCAGAACGCCAACAUGAGGACGUACAUGCUCUCCAGAACCGACAUGGACAAUCUGGUGUUGCCCAUCCUGGAGAUCCUUUACCACGUGGAGGACAGAAACUCCCACCAUGUCUAUAUGGCCUUGAUUAUCCUCCUCAUCCUCACAGAAGACGACGCCUUCAACCGCUCCAUCCAUGAAGUGGUAUUGAAGAACAUCGCAUGGUACACGGAGAGGUCCUUGCCCGAGAUCUCCCUUGGCAGCUUGCUCAUCCUGGUGGUGAUCCGCACAAUCCAGUUCAACAUGACCCGCACGAGGGAUAAGUACCUCCACACCAACUGUCUGGCUGCGCUUGCAAACAUGUCAGCCCAGUUCCGAUGUCUCCACCAGUACGCUGCCCAGCGCAUCAUCAGUUUAUUUGCUUUGCUUUCCAAGAAGCACAACAAGGUUCUGGAACAGGCAACACAGAGUCUGCGAGGCAGACAGGGAGACAACACGACCUUGCCCGACUAUGCUCAGGACCUGAACGUGAUUGAAGAAGUGAUCCGCAUGAUGCUUGAGAUAAUCAACUCUUGCCUUUGCAACUCCCUGCACCACAACCCCAACUUGGUGUACGCGCUGCUGUACAAGAGGGAACUCUUUGAGCAGUUCAGGAUGCACCCUUCCUUCCAGGACAUCAUGCAGAACAUGGACACGGUAAUUGGCUUCUUCAGCCAGCGUCUGGAGCUAGCAGGAAGUGACCUGUCUGUUGAGAGAGUUCAAGAGGUCAUCAUGAAAGGCGCCCAGGCGUUGCCCAAAGACAGGUUGAAGAAGUUUCCGGAGCUCAAGUUCAAGUACGUGGAGGAAGACCAGCCCGAGGACUUCUUCAUACCCUACGUGUGGUCGCUGGUUUUCAACUCAGGAGUGGGCCUCCACUGGAGCUCGCACGGCAUUGAGCUCUUCAGCAUGGACUCCGGCUGAGCCACCACGGGUGUGUUGGCCCCAGGGCGGACUGACCGUUUGUAUACCUGUGUGUUUGGGGUGUAUGUGUGCCGCUUAUUUGGGGGAUGCUGCUUUGGGGGUGCCCGGACCCUCGCCCGGCGUGGUGGUGCAGCAUCAGCUCCAAUUCCCAAAGCAAACACUUCCUCUGCUUCUCCACUGGGGAUCUUCACAGUGGCGAGAGCCGCAUCCCGUCUAGGGGGCGCUGUGGAGGCGGUGGAGAAGGUGGAUGAUCCUAUUUGUGUUUUUCCAACUUCUGCACUGUCAGAUUGACUUCAUCACAGAUGCACUGAAUCCAGACAAUAGAAACCUUACCUACUUUUACUUUGAAGGAGCCUUUUAUUUGGGCUUACAUUCUUAUGAAUUAUUUGGGUCAUAAAUGUUACAACUACUGAAAUAUUAUGACAUCAUAAUUGUGCAUUUUAAAAGUAAAAGUUAAAAAACUAAAAUAUGCCAAUAAGAUGAUAAUUAUUCUUUAAUAAAUGGCUGAAUAUUAUAUAUAAAAUAUAUAUACAACACAGUUCAAAUAUCACAAAAAUGAAAUCAUAAACAAAAUUUUUAAAAAUUUGAAUUUUGCAUUUACAAAAACUCUGAGUCGAUUGAGUCGAACAAAGAUUUGUAAUUUUGCCGUCAUAGCGUUAGAAUAACGAGGGCAGAAGAAAACUAUGCAUUAGCAUCAUGUUACGUCAUGCUAACAGAGAAACCUUUUGAUUUUGUUAGCAUUUGUUUACGAAUAGAUGCACACACGCUGAAGUUAGAAUUUAGUCACAAAAAUCAAAUAUUAAUGACGUGUAACCUGUAAUAUUACUUUUUCUGAAUAAUUAUCCAUCCAUUUUCUCUGCCACCUAUCCUUACUUGGGGGGGGGGGGCGGAGCACCCGGGGGAAAGCCAAGGCAUGCACGGGGAGAACAUGUAAACGCCACCCAGAGAUGGGCGAGGGGGGGGGAUCCACGCCAGGUCUUCCUGAUCCAUACGCACUAUUAUUCUUCUUUAUUAUUAUUUUAUAUAUUUGGACUUGGAAUAAUAAUGAUAUUUAAUUAAUAAUAAUACUUUUUAGAAUGUUUUGGUAGGUUUAUUUUGGGUGUGGAAUGCAGUCCGCUAGUGAGAAACAAUGGUUGUGUAAUGUUGAGAAAGGCCGCCCUGUUUGAAUCCAGGUACCCGCGUUAAUUCACGUUUGAUUUCACUUCUGGUUCAGUAGUAUUCUGCCCCCCCCCCCCCCCUCCUUUGAUUGGAUCUUGCUCCCAACAGACCCAGCAACGUCCUGUCCUUGUGUGCUUGUUCAGUGUGUUUGUUUGCAUGUUUAACUGCAGAUGAAUCAUUUAUUUUCACUUUAUGUUUUUCACAGCUGAGCCCCUCAAACGUCAGCCGUAGUAUUGAUAUAGAUAUUGCGGUGAAAGAACAACCUUCAUUCUUGACAUUAUAUAAACCUAACAUGGCAACAACUGAAUAUUGCUUUAUAGACGAAGGUUGAAAUAAAAUAUUAUAUCCAAGCAGCAUAAUGUCACGUUAUUAUUCAAGUCAAAUGUUGGCAUCAUAAAAGCGCUUAAAAGUCACAGACAAAAAGAAAAAAAAUCAAAAUACAUGUUUUGCUGCUCCCUGUCUCGCCUCGGUUAGCGUGUUUUUUCGGUAACGUCAAAAAUGUCCGUUUAAACUUUGCGUACAUUUUGUGGUAAUCAUAUAAUAACACACACAUCGUGGAGCGUUCUUACUACACUCCCUGAGUCCAACUGUGUUUUCCUAUUUUUAUCCCAAAACAUCCUUGUUAGCAGUGUUAGCUUGUUCUAGUUAUUUAGUUAGCCCACAAGUCUCACACAGGUUUUAAUUGUUUUUGUGCAUAAGCAGCCGUACACGUGUGUCAAGGUCAAAUGAACAUGUAAGGUUAUUUGAACUUUCAUUGAAGAUGUGAUUGUUGACAAAGAUCAACACAGACACCACCUUCUUGUUUUGACAUGAGUUAUUUUUUGCGGUGAAUGUCCCUGCUGGAAAAAGCAGUAUCGUUUCUAUGCUGCUUGAUUUGAACUUGAUUUGGCUCCAUAUGUCUUCCAUAUGUCAAACAAUAAUAAUAAUAAUAAUAAUAACAGUGGCCUGUUUUGCGUUAACAAGGAGGCGCCUAGUCAUUGAAGGCAUCAGAAGCUUGCGACGAGUAAUUAUUAACACUGAUUCAUUGAAGAAACUACUCAAAAUGGAUGCGAUUGAUGACAGGACGCAUGAAAUGGCGCAUGGAUGUUAUUGUAAUAUACAGUAAACCUCGGAUAUAUCGGACUCGGAUAUAUCGGAAAUUCGCUCACAACGGACAGAUAAAAAAGAACCAAUUUUUCUGUAAUGCAAUUCCAAUAAAAAUUCAUUGCAUAUAUUGGAUUUUUUUAUAACGGAUUUCGCCUAUUUCGGACAAAAUCUCCAGUCCCGUUCCAAUGCAUUUCCAUUAAAUUUCCCUCGCAUAUAUCGGAUGGCCGCAUCGUGGCGCUCCGAUUCGCCGAAUCGUGACAGGCCGCUAUACGACGUCAUUUGCAGCGUUUGCAGCGUUGCCUGCGCGUCCAGGUACAUUGGAAACAUAGUCAAGGAAGUGCCUUUUUAUAAUGGAUAAAAUCCGAUUUACGCAUAUACCGAUAUAAAUCCGAUAUAUGCAUAAAACGGACAUUUUCCGGUAUACGCAUAUAACGAAUUUCGCUUAUAUCGGACAAAACCAGUGGGAACAAUUGAAUCCGAUAUAUCCGAGGUUUACUGUAUGUGUUAUGUAGGUUUAAGUUUAGGUUUAUGUUUAAAGGUCUAAAUUAGUCAGUGGAAGCUGGUUGACUUGAAGAACGACGUGCUGCCAAAUGUGCUCGACAUUUUCACUCCGCGUGUGCAUCUGGUGUCCUCUCACUGACGGAGGCCGCCGCUGUUGGCGAGGGAGAGAAGCGACACAAAGGCACCCGCUGUGCCGCUCGCGCUCCCCACUUCCCAAGAGGAUUUCAUGCCAUCCGUCACCGUCGUAUGGAUUUUCAUGCCUGAAAUUCUUCCCUCCUCAAGGACAAUGAUAAUGGAUGCAGUUAGCUUCCCUCAAGACUGGCCCAUUUUCACACCGGCGGGAAAGGGGUCACGACGAGGUCACUGUUAGACGCCCCCACGGUGUAGUGACGCCUGCCCGCUCGGGGGGUGCCCGCGCUCACCUGUUUUGCAGCUUCAUCAUGAAGGCGCUGCCAGAUGGCUGAAUGGAGGACAUGGCCCUCCUUGUUCCUCCACGCCACAGGGUCACCUUACCGAGGGCUCCCGUUUCAGGUGACAGCGGGAAGAUGGAUGACGCCCAAGCUUCUGGGAUGGCCGCUUACUUUUUUUGUAGAGGGAGCUUCUCAAGGUCGUUCAUGAGAGCCGUACCAUCUCGAUAGGAGGAAGCAGGGCCAAUGAACGUUCUUCAAGUCAUUGUCUGCAACCAUGGAAACGUGUGUGUGUGUGUGUGUGUGUGUGUGUUUGUAUAAAGCGACAACAACACAGCCUGUUUCAAAACGAAACUAAAAACUUGGAAGAAUUUGGAGAUACAAUUGGUCCCUGGUCACAUGACCUUUCCACCUUGUAAUCGAAGGUCUACCUUUGGAAUGUGUUCAUAUUUGUCCAAGUGAGGUCUUUUCCUGCUAUUUCAUUGAGUCUGAUGUGUUUCCGUGUAAUCGCCAGUCUGGAGCUUUCUCUAUAAAACAGCAGCUAGCACCUUUCAUUGAAGACACACUUUGACUAGACGUGGAAAUAAAACGCAAUCACUGCAGACAGACAAAGGGGAGGAAGACGCAGCAAACGCUUUGACCUGGAACAGCUCGGUGAAAUGCCAGGCGACGGCUGAUGAAACACGUACAGGGGAAAAUCUCAUUUCUACGUAUUCUCUCUGCCAAAAAUCAAAACAUUUCUUGCCUUACACCUGAAGAUUGUCUCUAUUUUUAAUUAUGUUUUGACAUUUUUCAGCCUGACAAAUUUUUGAUAUACGGGAGCACAAUGCCCUCUUUUUAUUUCCAUUUUUAUUCUUGUUGGGCCACAGCAGGCCGAUAAAGGAUAGCCAAACAUUCAUUUUCUAUCGCUUAUCCUCACGGGGUGGGGAGUGCUGGAGCCUAUCCCAGCUGUCUUCUGGGUGAGAGGCGGGGUACACCCUGGACAAGUGGCCAGCCAAUCACAGGGCACAUAUAGACAAACAACCAUUCACACUCACAUUCAUACCUAUGGACAAUUUGGAGUCGCCAAUUAACCUAGCAUGUUUUUGGAAGGGGGGGGUAACAGGAGAAAAGCCACGCAUGCAAACUCCACACAGAGAUGGCCGAGGGUGGAAUCGAACUCGGGUCUGUGGCCUGCGCACUAACCACUAUAGCCGCCCAAUGGAGGUUUAUUCCAAAAUAGCAUGCAAUCAUGCCCCCCCGGUGGCUGUGAGUAGCAUAGAAUGAGAUAUCGUUACCGAAGAUAUCGUUACCGUUUGUCGGAAUGAAGUUAUGGGAAAAAUCCUAAUUUCAAGAGAUUAAAUGCUUGAUUUUGCAUUAAAAAAAGUAAAACUGUGACAAGUAUAUGACAGUAUAUUUGCCUUAAUGAAUGAAAAUCAUGGAACGACAUUGACAGGACGUCCCGCGUGAUUGACAGUCAGGUGGAAAUGUUGCCAAAGAAUUCGAGGACAGAAAUAUAAAUUUAAAAGCUCAAUUAUGAGAGGUUAUGAGAAAUUAUGGGGACCAAAAAGUCAUCCUUUUAACAUACAAGUUCAUUCAACAGGAAAGGAAAUACGUUUUUCUUGUGACAUUAUAAAAAAAAAAAGUCACAUAAUUACAAAACAAUAAGUACACUAAUGCUAUGGACAUUUUUUAUGACGUUUUAUCCCAUCCAACAACAUACAGUUAGCAUUAGCAUUAGCAGUACUAGCAUACUAACAUUACAGUCGCCUUCUAACAUCACGCCAUCAUGCUAGGUUAGCCUAUUCACUGAAGAAAGACAAACUGAUGAAACUUAGAGCUCUUACCUUUGUAGCUGAGCUCUGGCUUUAUUUUAAGACGUGUAGCGAAGCCUGCUUUUAGUGGUCUCGUUUAGAGCUGGGGGAGGAAGGAGGCUUUUCCUACCUUUUCUUGGUGUCAGGAAAGUGGUUGAGCAUAGCAAUUAUUGAAGUAAACCUGUGUACAGCCAGUUGUACUGCAGUAGUACGAGUAUUGGAGUACUGGUGGUGGUGCCAGACCUUUUUUCUUCUGACUGAUUACUUCCAGACAUGCCUCCCCCCCCUUCCCAUUUUCACUCCUGCUUUGCGUUGUUUUAAACGGCGCCGCUGCAGAGUCCUAGGACAAUAGGGAUGAGCAAUUGACUCGACACCCCCCCCCCCCCAACCCCCAAUCCAUACACACACACACACCAUCAUGAGCCAUCCACCCCCAGUUUGCCCUGCAGCGACACCCGCACAUUAACAUACUGCUGCCUGCACCUCCUCCUGUCUGUCUCGCCAAUCCAAUUAGACACACACACACGCGCACACACACGCGUGCACACAGCACUAAUGCAAAUUCAGCACAAUGACGGUAGUCUGGUUUUUUCUCCAUGAAGGAGUCCCGAGGUCCCAAACAAGUAGAAUCCCGGCCAAAGUCGGACAAUGAAGUUGGAAUAUGAAGACAAACGUCAUCUUUGAAAGGAAUGACCAUAAAGUCACACGUUGCAAGAGAACCCGAGGAGAAAAAUAUGUCAUUUGAAUUAAAGCUGGAUUACCAGGGAAAAAAUCCCAAUUUUAUGAGGAAAAGAAGCAAAACAAAUGUAGGAAAAAGUCAGGAAAAGCCUCUUUUUUCACCAAAGUCUUGCUUUCCCGUUGAAUAUUGAAGCCGUACGUGUAAUGUUUAAUAUUUAGCUUUUGUUUUAGUUCAAAGUUGUCAUAAUAUGAAGAACAAGUCCUAAAAACAGUCAAGUGGGAUUCUUAGCCAAGACAAGAGAUGAAAGGAGACAAAGGAGGAGCUCCUUCUGUUUGGACCCAAGGAACUUCUCAUGAUGCCACUAAACUUGUCCUCUUCUUUUCAAAGAAUAUUCUUUUUUACAAAAGCAUAUUUCACAUCGUUCUUCUUUGUAUUUUGUCGAAAUGUCGGAAUUUUUCAAGGAAUAAUUCUGAACGUGGCGAACAAUACAAGAAUAUGGUCACAAUUUUAUAAGAAAACUUUUACAGCCGUUAAAUUGGAAUUUUAUGAGGGAAAUAAUCAUAUGUUGUGUCUUAUGUGUUAUGUUAUGUUAUAUGUGAUGUGUUAUGUUUUGUGUUAUAUGUUAUGUUUUAUGUAAUGUUGUUUUAUGUGUUAUGUUAUGUUUUGUGUUAUAUGUUAUGUUUUAUGUGUUGUUGUGUUUUAUGUGUUGUGUUAUGUUUUAUGUUGUUUUAUGUGUUAUAUGUUGUUUUAUGUGUUGUAUUAUGUUUUAUGUGUUAUAUGUUAUGUUUUAUGUGUUGUGUUGUUUUAUGUGUUAUAUGUUGUUUUAUAUGUUGUGUUGUUUAAUGUUAUAUGUUGUUUUAUGUGUUGUGUUAUGUUUUAUGUGAUGUGUUAUGUUUUAUGUGUUAUAUGUUAUGUUUUAUGUGUUGUUUUAUGUGUUGUGUUGUUUUAUGUGUUAUAUGUUGUUUUAUGUGUUGUGUUAUGUUUAUGUGUUAUAUGUUGUUUUGUGUGUUGUUUUAUGUGUUGUGUUGUUUUAUGUGUUAUAUGUUGUUUUAUGUGUUAUGUUAUGUUUUAUGUGAUGUGUUAUGUUUUAUGUGCUAUGUGUUAUGUUUUAUGUGUUGUGUUGUUGUAUGUGUUAUAUGUUAUGUUUUAUGUGUUGUGUUAUGUUUAUGUGUUAUAUGUUGUUUUGUGUGUUAUGCUUUAUGUGUUAUGUUGUUUUAUGUGUUGUGUUUUAUGUUAUGUCUUAUGUGUUAUAUGUUAUGUUUUAUGUGUUAUAUAUUUGUGUUAUGUAUUGUAUGGUGUGUUAUGUUAUUAUUAUUUGUGCUGUGUUGUUAAUGUUAAUAAUAGUGUGAAGAAAGUAAAUGAAUUCUAUAAAAAAAGAAGAGAUGAAUAGGAACCCCCCCCCCCCCCCCACACACACACACACAAUUUUAUGACAAGAAUGCAGUUGUUAUUUAACGAGGAUAAAGUUGAAAAUAAACCAAGAAAAAAGUUUGAAUUUGAUGGGAAUAAAGUUAUGUGAGAAAUGAGAAAGUCAAAUUAGAAAUAUUGUAGUCUUGUAUCGGAUUAAGAUUAAAGUCAUCAUGGCCAUGAUGGCUGGAGCCUCUUGGACACGUUCGACACGAUCCGGACAGUGAAACCUCUCAUACCGAACACAUGAGUCGGGAUUCACGUAUUGGCUCGUUUCAGUAAACCGCGUCAUCGGCCAUAACCGGAAGUGCACCUUCAGCGGGCCUCCUCGGCGUCCAGACGGGGGCAGCAGAGAGCGAGAGCGGUAGUUGAAACGUGAGUUUGUCCUUUUCGCUUGUUUUAAUGUGAAAUUAGUCUCGCAGGCUCACACUUCCGCUCCCGUGGGGGUUCCGUGGAUUUUCAAGCACCGCGAGGACAGAUUGGUCAAUGUGCCAAGGUUAAAGACAAAAAGGUGGGCAGAUUGACUGAAGCGCUCCAAAUGUUACAAUAUUCUGGCAAAAAGUCAUUUUUAUGAUAUAAAUACAUAAAAAGGUGAUUUAUCAUUCCCAAUUGAAGUGUAAAAUGUCAAUUCAAGGAGAACAAAGUCGUUUGGAGAGAAGAAAUGGCAA